Messenger RNA from Chrysemys picta bellii (western painted turtle), 2157 nucleotides. It is a transcript of the gene HOXB4, whose product is annotated as homeobox B4. NCBI's taxonomy places the organism in Eukaryota, Metazoa, Chordata, Testudines, Emydidae. Gene Ontology annotation, biological process: anterior/posterior pattern specification; positive regulation of transcription by RNA polymerase II; embryonic skeletal system morphogenesis. The record is from RefSeq and is a predicted model, not a curated record. Gene Ontology annotation, molecular function: DNA-binding transcription factor activity, RNA polymerase II-specific; RNA polymerase II cis-regulatory region sequence-specific DNA binding. Gene Ontology annotation, cellular component: nucleus; nucleoplasm.
UUGUGCAGGAGCACGAAAUUUCACCCUGGCUGAAAAUAUGUAAAUAUUGGUGGUUUAAAAAAAAAAUCCUACAGGAGUAAGAAUGCCCCUGUGUGAGGAUAUUUCCUUAUCCGGGAAUCGCAGGGAACCUCGCCAUUGGCCGCCGGUGUCACAUGGAUUCCUAACUUUGUUCACUUGACAGUCUGUAGGAGGGUUUUACGAAACAGGAAAACGAGUAGGGGGGGAUAGGAAUAAAUUUUAGUAUAUUUUUUUUGUGUGUGUGUGUGUGUGCAAAUCAAAGAAAUUAAUGGCCAUGAGUUCGUUUUUGAUCAACUCCAACUAUGUGGAUCCCAAGUUCCCACCCUGCGAAGAAUAUUCUCAGAAUGAUUACCUUCCCAAUCACUCUCCGGGAUAUUACAGCAGCCAGAGGCGAGAGACCACUUUCCAACAUGAGGCGAUGUACCAGCCACGGUCAGCCUGCAACGAGCCGCCCUACCCAGUUUGUCAGGGCUCCGGCCACCAGCCAGCGGUGCUCUCCCCCAGGGAUCAUGUUCAUCCUUCUGCCGGACUUCAGAGCCACCUCUCCGAGCCAAAUCACCACUGUGAGUCGGUCACCCCCAGCCCUCCUCCGCCCUCCUGUAGCCAAAACUCUAUGAACCAAAGCCCAUCUAAUUCUUCUUGCAAAGAGCCAGUAGUUUAUCCCUGGAUGAAAAAAGUCCAUGUAAGCACGGUAAACCCCAGUUGCACAGGAGGGGAACCGAAGCGCUCCCGGACAGCGUAUACCAGGCAGCAAGUCCUGGAACUGGAGAAAGAAUUCCACUAUAAUCGCUAUCUCACGCGGAGGCGCAGAGUAGAAAUUGCCCAUUCUCUUUGCCUGUCCGAGCGCCAGAUCAAAAUAUGGUUCCAGAACAGGAGGAUGAAAUGGAAAAAAGAUAAUAAAUUACCAAAUACCAAGAUCAGGUCUAAUUCUUCCAACGCUUCUGCAAGCCUGCAGAUACAAGGAGGUUCUCAGAACCGAGCCAAUGUACCAGCCACCGGCCUAUAAUUGUUUCGUGUGUGUGUGUGUGUGUGUAUGUGUGUGUGUGUGUGUGUGUAGGAGACACAUGAUAAUUUUUUUAUGUUCCCAGGGGCGUAACGGGGGCAUACUCUUUAUUUAUAAAGGAGGGAAACUCAGCUACAAAACAAACAAACAAACAACAGAGAUGUGCUUUUGUGCUCUCUCCCAUUAAAAGAAGGCUGUAGAUAGUAGUUUUCAAAUUUGGCUAAGAUGAAUCCUUGUUUCAUCUUUAAUCACGCCAAACUCUGCCCCAUUUGUCAUGUUUACUCUCCCGUACAAAGGAUGGACCUUAUGCUUGCGAUUACCUCGACAACCAGUGUUCACUUUAAUAAAUGAGGCACAGUUUCUUCGAGAGAAACUGAAUUUUCUUUUCUUUUCUUUUGCUUCCUACCAGCCACAAAGCGAAAGUUUCUAUUCAGAUCCCCAAGGGCACAGCAGUUCUGGCAACUGUAACACAGCCCUAUAGACCAAAAACAAACAAACAACAACGACCCCUACUCCAUGCGGUAUGAGGACCGGGGGGCCAGAAUAGAUGUUGAGUAUUGUAAUGAUCAGGGUCAUACAGAUGGAGAAAGAAGAGACUGGCACAAUUUAAAACAAACCGAGUGAAAUCUGGGGUGGGGGGUUGGGAAGGAGACCAACAUAAUGAAGACUUCUGUAAGAAACCCCCUGCCAUUUUUGAGUCCAGCAGGUUAAUUACCUCACUUGAAAAUCUGGAGGGGGGGGCGCAACGUAUUUAGUUUAGAAACUUGAUGAUCAAAUAAUGCCACCUGAAUUUAAACCUUCGUCAAAGGCGGUGUGGGGAGGGAGGGUUCUUUGCUUCUCCACUAAGAUUCAGUCCAUUUUUGUACUGAGCAUAUGAAUAAAAAAUGGAAGGUGGGGAUCCCCUUCUUUCUUGAUGGAAAAGGGGUUAUGAACUUCGUACAGAUUUUUUUUCCUUUCCAUGUUCUAUAGUACUUGACAUUCCGAGCUGAUGUGAUUUCAAAGAACUUUUGGGAUCUUGGGUCCCCCUUCCAGUUGUUCAUUUGAAUUACCUCCUAUUGUUCUUUGUGAUAUUCAUGAUAACUUGUACAUAGCCGAAUUAAAGCGACUAGAAAUAAAAGUUUCGUUGUGACUAUAAA